GGGUGGCGCCUUCCCCGCGGCUGCAGCUCGUCCUCCGCGGCUGCCGGAGACCAGCGAGAGAAGGUUCCCCAGAGCCCGCCCGUCGGUUCUGCCUGCGGCUAGCUCAAGACCCGGGGCCGAGAGGAAACGCUGGAGCCGGAGUUCCGUCCGCGCCGCCAGAACGCGUGUGCCCGGCCCCCCGCCGCCCGCCCUGGAACUGCUGAAGGACGUGCACCUGGGCCUGGCCCCGCCCGGCCGCGGCCCCGCUCGCCUGGCCCUCCUAUCGGGCCACUACCUUUACUAUCACUACGGCUGCGACGGCCUGGACGACCGGGGCUGGGGCUGCGGCUACCGCACUCUGCAGACGCUGUGCUCGUGGCCAGAGGGCCGGCCCGCGGGCGUGCCCGGGCUAGCCGCCGUGCAGGCGGCCCUGGAGGACAUGGGUGACAAGCCCCCGGGGUUCCGGGGCUCCCGGAGCUGGAUCGGUUGUGUAGAAGCCAGUCUGUGCCUCGACCACUUCGGAGGGCCCCAGGGGCGCCUGUGUCACGUACCCCGUGGAGCAGGGCUCCAGGGGGAACUGGAGAGGCUUUACUCCCACUUCGCAGGGGGCGGGGGGCCUGUAAUGGUUGGGGGGGAUGCAGAUGCCCAGUCCAAGGCCUUGCUGGGAGUCUGCCUGGGUCCAGGCACAGAGGCCUAUGUUCUGGUAUUGGACCCUCACUUCUGGGGUGCUCCGAAAAAUCCCAGUGAACUACAGGCAGCUGGGUGGGUAGGAUGGAGAGAGGUAGGCACAGCCUUUGACCGCAACUCCUUCUACAACCUGUGCUUGACCAGCUGCAACUCCCAAAAGCAGCAACAUGCCCUGGACUGAGGCUCGGGGCCCAGAAUGGAGACUGUCUCUGGCCCCAAACACCUAAACCCUUUACUCCAAGGCAAAAGCUGCCUGGGCCUUUGGAGUCAAUAAAGUGGUGA
Neomonachus schauinslandi (Hawaiian monk seal) is the source of this 948-nucleotide messenger RNA. It is a transcript of the gene UFSP1, whose product is annotated as UFM1 specific peptidase 1 (inactive). Bases 419 to 847 code for a protein of 142 amino acids. The record is from RefSeq and is a predicted model, not a curated record. NCBI's taxonomy places the organism in Eukaryota, Metazoa, Chordata, Mammalia, Carnivora, Phocidae. The transcript has a single exon.